Nanorana parkeri is the source of this 1852-nucleotide messenger RNA. It is a transcript of the gene ADAMTS15, whose product is annotated as ADAM metallopeptidase with thrombospondin type 1 motif 15. Gene Ontology annotation, molecular function: metalloendopeptidase activity. The coding region runs from base 26 to 1852 and encodes 608 amino acids. Lineage: Eukaryota; Metazoa; Chordata; Amphibia; Anura; Dicroglossidae. The record is from RefSeq and is a predicted model, not a curated record. Gene Ontology annotation, biological process: proteolysis; extracellular matrix organization. Gene Ontology annotation, cellular component: extracellular matrix. The transcript has 5 exons.
GACGGCUUGUAGCUGAGUCACCACCAUGCGCGCUCAGCUGGCUGUCACCUCUUUGCUCACCCUGGAUCUGCUUUUUCUCUCCCCCUCUUUGUAUGCCUGGUCAGAUAAGGUUAUGGUUACCCCCCAAAAACUGGAUCCUGACAUUAAUGGAAGACAGUAUUAUAAGGAAGGCCGUGGACGGGCUAAGGACAGAGGAGUUAUAUUCCAGAUAUCAGCUUUUCAGGAGGAUUUCUAUUUGAACUUGAGUCCCGAUUCUCAGUUUAUUGCCCCAGCUUUUUCCAUGCAUUUCCCUGGCACUGCCCCCAAACCAUCACCAAGCCUGAGGCACUGCUUCUACUCUGGAGACGUCAAUUCACACCGGGAUUCCUUUGCUGCUCUCAGCCUUUGUGGGGGACUUCGGGGGGCAUUUGGCUAUCGAGGGGUGGAAUAUUCCAUCAGUCCAUUAAAGAAUGGCACAUGGGAUCAGUUACAAGUAGGUCACCAGGGGCUGCACCUCCUGCAGCGAAGCAGAGCAUUGUUGCAGGCAGCAGACACUACAUCUAGGUGUGGGGUCGGCUCGGGUUUGAACCAUGGCAUCAUGGAAGCUCUUCAGAGAUACAAAAGCUCCAAACAUGGCAAACACCAAAUCAAUGGCACCAGGAGAGGAGGCCAUAGGUCCCGACGCUUUGCCUCAAUCACCAGGUAUGUGGAGACACUGAUUGUGGCAGAUGAGACCAUGCUCAAGUUCCAUGGAGAGGACCUUCAACAUUAUCUGCUCACGUUAAUGGCCACUGCUGCUCGCUUGUAUCGCCACCCCGGCAUCCAGAAUCCCAUCAAUAUAGUUGUGGUGAAGUUCAUGGUCCUGACAGACGAUGGGAAAGGACCUAAAGUUACCACCAAUGCUGCCAUGACCCUGAGGAGCUUCUGUGCUUGGCAGAAGAAAUGGAACAAAGUGAGUGACAAGCACCCCGAAUACUGGGACACCGCCAUUCUCUUCACCAAAACGGACCUGUGCGGAGCCUCGACGUGCGACACGCUGGGCAUGGCGGAUGUGGGCACCAUGUGCGACCCGAAACGCAGCUGCUCAGUGAUCGAGGACGACGGUCUGCCAUCCGCCUUCACCACGGCGCAUGAGCUGGGUCACGUCUUCAACAUGCCACACGACAACGUCAAAGCCUGCGAGGAGGUGUUUGGAAAACUCAAAGAGAAUCACAUGAUGUCACCCACAUUGAUCCAGAUCGACCGAGCCAAUCCCUGGUCCGGGUGCAGUGCCGCCAUCAUCACCGACUUCUUAGACAGCGGGCACGGUGAAUGUCUCCUGGACGAGCCGGCGAAGCCGAUCACACUCCCUGACGAGCUGGCCGGAGGACGUUACAGUCUGGGCCGGCAGUGCGAGCUGGCAUUCGGCCUGGGCUCCAAGCCUUGCCCCUAUAUGCAGUACUGUACAAAGCUGUGGUGUACGGGCCGAGCCCGGGGGCAGCUGGUGUGCCAGACCCGCCACUUUCCCUGGGCUGACGGUACCAGCUGUGGUGAGGGAAGGUUCUGCCUGAAUGGAGAGUGCGUGGAGAAGCACAACACCACCCGGCAUCAGGUGAGUAUCUGGGUUUGUCCCUGCGUUUGGCGCUCACCUUUCCGGUGCUCCGUCAUACUUCUCCUCUGUGUUCCAGGGAAAGGCUUCCGGGAAGAGCAAUGCGAAGCUUUCAAUGGUUACAACCAGAGCACCAAUCGGCUGACGUCUGCAGUGGGCUGGGUCCCCAAAUACUCCGGAGUGUCCCCGAGAGACAAGUGUAAGCUGAUCUGCAGAGCCAACGGCACCGGCUACUUCUACGUCCUGGCACCGAAGGUUGGUACCUUGCUGGACCCCAUUCACUGA